Molecule: messenger RNA, 819 nt
Organism: Penicillium pulvis
Lineage: Eukaryota; Fungi; Ascomycota; Eurotiomycetes; Eurotiales; Aspergillaceae
Product: SDR family NAD(P)-dependent oxidoreductase
Exons: 1
Coding region: 1-819 (272 amino acids)
Molecular function (GO): oxidoreductase activity, acting on the CH-OH group of donors, NAD or NADP as acceptor
Source: RefSeq, a predicted model, not a curated record
AUGGACGUCCCCGGCAUCGCAUUGAUCACAGGAGCCGCCUCAGGCAUCGGCAAAGCCUGCGCAAACGCCUUCGCCAACGACGGUGCCUCCGGCCUCGCCUUACUCGAUAUCAACCAAGAGGCCCUAGACGCAGUCAAAGCCGAGAUUGAAGACAAACAAAAACAAAAAGGUGUUGCGAACUCCAUCCGCAUCGAAGUCUUCCCAACCAACAUCGCGGAUGAGACCCGAGUCAACAAGGUAGUCGAAGAAGUCGCGAAGAAAUUCGGCCGCAUCGACUACGUAGUCAAUGCAGCCGGUAUCGCCAUGAAACACCAAGGCGGCGCAGCAUUCUGCGAAACAAGUGACUGGGAACGAAUCUUGAAUAUCAACCUGUCGGGAACAUUCUUUGUUCUUCGUGCUGCGGCUAGGAUCAUGCUUAAACAGGAUCUUAUUCUGUCCAGCAUUGAUGGAAGACCUUUGCAGCGUGGGUCAAUUGUCAAUUUCUCUUCUAUUCAGGGUGUUGUUGGAAUCCCGUUAUCGACUGCUUAUACGACGAGCAAACAUGCUGUUAUUGGGUUGACAAAGACUGCGUCCGAUGAUUAUGCGAAUCAGGGAUUGAGGAUUAAUGCUAUUUGUCCCGGUUAUACUGAGACGCCGCUUACGACCAAGUCACCGCAGAUUCUGCAGGCUAUGAUGGAGCGGGUUGCAAGUAUGGUGCCAAUGGAGCGCAUGGGAAGGCCGGAGGAGAUUGCUGAUGGGGUUCUGUAUCUUGCUGGAGGGCGCAGUUCUUUUGUCACUGGGUCUUCGUUGAUGGUUGAUGGUGGUUACACUGCGCGGUAG